AUGGCCACAUCAGCACCACUGCGGAGCCUGGAAGAGGAAGUGACCUGCUCCAUCUGCCUUGAUUACUUGAGGGACCCUGUGACCAUUGACUGUGGCCAUGUCUUCUGCCGCAGCUGCCGCCCUGCCUCAGGGGGCCGCCCCGCUUGCCCCCUCUGCAAGAAGCCUUUUCAGAAGGAGAACAUCCACCCAGUGUGGCAGCUGGCCAGCCUGGUGGAGAACACUGAGCGGCUGAAGGAGGACAAGGGGCAGCCCUUGAGGGACGCAGCCCUGGAACAGCGGGAUGCAAGGCCGUGUGAGCGGCGCCGGGAGAAGCUGCACUAUUACUGUGAGGACCACGGUCAGCUGCUGUGCGUACUGUGUAGAGAGUCCCGGAAGCACCGGCCCCAAACCACUGUCCUGCUGGAGAAGGCCACCCAGCCCCACAGGGAAAAAAUCCUGAACCACCUGAGUACUGUAAGGAGAGACAGAGACAAAAUUCAGGACUGUGAGGCGAAGGGAGAAGCUGAAAUCCUGGCUGUGCUGAAGACACUCCAGGAGCAGAGGCAGCACAUCACGGCCGAGCUGGAGCAAGGCCACCAGUUCCUGAGGGAGAGGGAGCAGCACCUGCUGGACCAGCUGGAGAGGCUGGAGCAGGAGCCCAGAGGCAGGGAGAAGCACAAAGCCAGGGGCACCCGGGAGCUCACCUGGCUGACGCUGGCCAUCCCCGAGCUGGAGGGCAAGGCACAGCAGCGGGGGCAGAUGUUGGUGCAGGACACCAGGGCCUUCUUGAGCAGAUAUCCACGGAAGAAGUUCUGGCUUGGGAAACCCUUUGCUCGGGUGGUCAAAAAAAGGACAGGAGAAUCCUCAGAUAAACUUCUGUCUCUGCAGCGACCUGGAGAAUUCCAGGGGAAGCUGCUGGGUGACUUGGAAUAUAAGACAGUGUGUGUCACCCUGGACCCGCAGUCAGCCAGCAGGUACCUGCAGCUGCUGGAGGACUAGAAGUAUGUGGCCUAGCACGGCCUGUCCCAUGGCGCCUACCUGCACCCCCAGCAGUCUGACUGUGAGCCGGAGCUGGGCAGUAAGGGCUUCACCUGGGGCAAGGUCUCCUGGGAAGUGGAAGUGCAGAGAGAGGGCUGGUCCCAGGACGAGGAGGACUGGGGGGGACACCAGGAGGAGGGAGAGUGGGAGGCUGGCUCUGCGGGUGGAUGCUGCGGCUGGGGAACCAAUGCGGACAAGGCAUCGUUCGGGGACCAGGAGGAGCAGGAGGAGGGUCUGGAAAGCUGCAUGGUGGGGGUGGCCAGAGACUUUGUGAAGAGGAAGGGAGACCUCUCCCUGCGGCCAGAGGAUGGGGUGUGGGCACUGCGCCUCUCUUCCGCAGGCAUCUGGGCCAACACGGGCCCUGAGGCCAAGCUCUUCCUGGCAGUGCGGCCCCGGAGGGUGGGCAUUGCCCUGGAUUACGAAGGGGGCACCCUGACGUUCACCAGCGCUGAGUCGCAGGAACUCAUCUACACCUUCACUGCCACCUACCGGCACCUGGUCCCCUUCCUGUGGCUCAAGUGGCCUGGAACACGCCUCCUGCUGAGGCCUUGA
Messenger RNA from Miniopterus natalensis, 1569 nucleotides. RefSeq names its product tripartite motif containing 26 (gene TRIM26). NCBI's taxonomy places the organism in Eukaryota, Metazoa, Chordata, Mammalia, Chiroptera, Miniopteridae. The record is from RefSeq and is a predicted model, not a curated record. Gene Ontology annotation, molecular function: protein binding; zinc ion binding.